UCCACGUAAGAGGUCCGGAUUUGAAAACCGAAAAAUGUGAUUUGCGCCGUCGUUUCGUAACCGAAUCCGCACAAAUUCGCGGUCAGAUGUUGGUUGCGUUGCGUUUUUACAACAAUCCCGCUGAUAAGGGCAUUCAAUCCCGGUUCCGCGCUCGGUGUUAGGUUAUGUAAAUACCGAUGUCAAUUAUGUGGAGGACCCAUUUAAUGUUAUCGAGUUAAUUUGUUUACAGUCAUAGAUUAUGCAGAUUAGUGAGAUGGGUAACUCUUCAUUACGUGGAGUACACGGCAAAUACCCGGGUUCAAUGAUUUGUGAUUAGUGUCGUUUUGAUUCGUGGAAAUAUGGAUAUACCCGGUCUUAGUCCGGAGAGCGACGGCCUGGGUGAUCUCGACAACAUCUAUGGGAAAACACCCCCCAGGACCAAAAUCCUCAGGAAAAACAGGGAGAGGAAACAGAAGGAAAGAGGGGCUGUCGCAGUACCUAAGGUGAAAACUCCCAUAAGUCGCAGAAACACAGUCAGCAUCAUGUACGACGAACUUCUUGCUAAGGCCGACAGUAACGAAGCAGAACAGGAAACCACUUUCUUCAAAGUUGGUCAUACAAAACGUACCAGCAAACGUAUCCUGAAACUCCAACGAGGCUCCGAACGUGAUCUGAAACUCGACAUAGCGAGCGCCCAAGCCAUCGGCGCCCUAAGUCAAAACAUUAACGAACAACCGACGACGCCUAUUCCGAGUUACCAAAUCGAGGGCAAAAACCAGUAUCUCAGUUUAUCCUGCAGAACGGUACAAUGUCAGCGGUCUCAGUCUGUGAAACAUCCCAGAUCAAUUCUGGGCGUCCUAAAGCAACAACAAAACGAAGAGCCGGGAGACACAGAACAGGAUGAAGAGUGUCCGAAUAGCAGGAAGGAGUUUUACGACACGUUGAGUUUACUUAUUCGUUUGGGGAGCAAUUCGGAAAGGAAUCCAAGAAGGGGGAUUAGUAGAGAAGAGACAUUGUGGCAGAACGAACUCAAGGAUCUGAUUUGGUUAGAGUUGAAGGCGUUCCAUGCGGAUCGCACGCCGAUGGAGCAGGACCAUUAUCUGUGCACGGCUCGUCAGUCGGUUGAUUCAAUCCUGAGCGACAUCAUGAACUUCAAAUACGAUCGGCACUCAACCAGACGGCUCUCGACAACGACUAUCGAUAGCGGCGUAUCAGAGGACUUUUGCUGCGGUUGCCUGUCGAUGUACUGCAUGUCUUGUUUCGAGGCUCAAAAUGACGCUCUCAGACAGGUGGAGGGGCUGAGCAGACGUCUGGAGGAAGCCGAGAAUCUAUUCCCGUCGAACAAGGCCUUCGCCGAACUGUACCCGCUGUACAACAGUCCGGAGUUCGUGGGCAGGGUGAAGGCGAUCAGCUUGUGGUACAACAUGACCAAGCACCAACGGCUGAAGUUGGCGAUACUGAACAAGUUGGUGUCCUCGUUGGAUAGCAGGCGGUCAAUGUGGCCGCUCUUCAACGAGGAGGCCUUGCUUGAAAACGGUAGUCCCUCUGACAGCAACAACAGCUCGAAUUCCUCCGUCAAUAACGACUAUCCCGGCUCCAUGAACCCACUCACGGCAUUUAUAUUCAAUAAGAAAAACGACGACAACUGCUACUACACGCCGUAUCGGCGUUAUAUCGAGAACGUCCUCAAAACCAGGGCGCUGCACAAAAGCUUGAACUUCUUGGAACGAUUGCACAAAUACGUCCUGUAUAAGGCCAUGCUCACCCUUAAAAAGCCAGACAAUGACGAAAUUUUCACUAAAACUAACUGUGAAAGUGACGAGUUGGAGCUGCAGCGUUAUGGAUCACAUAGUCCGGAAGCCCGGGCCCUCAAUCUACCUUCAUACAGGUCUAGCUUCAUAUUCCUGGCUCAGAUCCCCCUAGAAGUCAUACAUGCCUAUUUAAUGAUGAGACUGGAACAGAAGCCGGACAAUCCGUCUCCUCUCAGCAUGAGGCAACUUAUGAGGGAACUAAAGGACGGCCUGACCAUUGCCACGUCGGAAAGGGAGAGGAUAAUCGGAUAUGUGAAGGUCGCCAUUGAAGGUACAAACGAAUCCGCCGACGAUUAUCUUAAAAAAAUGGACGUAUUCGAUAAUUGUACUUUGAAAGUGUUUGGUGAUUACCUUGAGUACCUCAAGAAGUACACUCUGGAGCACGCCCACACUUCGUUCCAAAAGAAAUUUCUGGAGGACGAAUACGACUUUGCUCGUAACUUAGUUCAAUACAUUCCGAAGGCGUCUGAAUCUAUGGGUGAAACAUUUGAUAACAUUCUCGUUUCGAUACUCAAGGGUAUUGAGAACCGAUUCAUCAAACGGAUCGAUGAUCUCAUCGAGACUAUUCCUACUGGAAGUGUACAAGAAAAGCAACAUAUUUUGUACAUUUGUCGGGAAUUGCAAACGCUUUUUAACGAAGAAAGGGAGAAUUGUAUGAAGACCAUGGCUUUCUGUAGGACCGUUAUGAAAGGAGGGAUAAUGGAAGCUGAGUGCAUCAAAAACUUGGCAAUGACCAUUAUUCAGUUCAAGUGUGUUAUUCCCACAGCUAUUGGAAAGGUUCAAGUUAUAUUUGAGCGAAUCAGUUUGGCGUCAUUCGACGACAACGACAAAGCAUCUCUAAAUUCAAGAAUAAGAGAAAUACUCAUGCAAGGUUACCGUUUCGGUUUUGAGUUUUAUAGAGAAAUGACGGAAGGGGCGCCCGGCAUGUGGCGUGAGCGUCUUAUCAAGAACAUGGUGCACUUCGCGAACCUCUGGAUGAAGUUCGUAACGGAACGUUGCGAAAGGGGACGCGGGAUGCGGCCUCGAUGGGCCAAUCAGGGCCUCGAGUUCCUGAUGACGGUGUGCGAGCCCGCUAACACAAAAUACCUUUCGGACACGGAAUUCGAGGAGUUGAAGCGUAGCAUGGACGAGUGCAUAUCGCACGUGAUAGGCACGACAGCACCUUCGAGUGCCGCUUCCUCCUCGGAUAUACUGGGUUCGCCUCGUACCUCUCUCGAGCACAUCAGGGUGAGGUCCAGGGGGUCGUCACCGAGUCCCAGACCCACCUACAAGAGUCAACGGUCGGCGGGCAGGAAAACCAGCACGGAACAGAGCUCGCCGCUCAUCGAUCAGACGGACGGUUUCCACAGGAGGGACGACAGCGGUUGCAACUCUCCAUCGGUGAAGAUUAAGUUGCCUCUUACGCCGAUGGAACGUUGCCGUGAAGCCGUCGAGAAUUUGGAAACCGAAAUGGACUCUCGUUUGCGGAAGCAAGAGCUGAUCGGCAAAGUUCUGGACUGCAAUACGGAAAACAAGUCUCACAUCCGCCGUCGUUAUGUAAACUUCUCCUGGCAGAGGGGCAUUAAAAUUGGACAGGGUCGUUUUGGUAAAGUGUACACUGCGGUCAACAUUAAUACCGGAGAAAUGAUGGCUGUGAAGGAGAUACCAUUGCAACAUAACGAUAUGGUCACGAUUAAAAGGGUUGCGGAGGAGAUAAAGAACUUGGAAGGAAUCCACCACAAGAAUUUGGUGCGGUAUUAUGGUGUAGAAGUGCACAAGGACGAAAUGUUACUUUUUAUGGAGUUCUGUGCAGAAGGCACUCUUGAAAAUCUAGUGGCUGCUACAGAAACUGGAUUGCCUGAAGUUUUGGUGCGACGUUACACGUAUCAAUUGGUGUCUGGCGUUGCCACGUUACAUGAUCAUGGAAUUGUGCAUCGCGAUAUUAAAACAGCUAAUAUUUUUCUCACCGACGAAGGCAACUGCCUGAAAAUUGGAGAUUUCGGUUGUGCAGCUAAAAUCAAAUUUAACUCCACAAUGCCUGGGGAAUUGAAAGGAUUUGUGGGGACUCAAGCGUACAUGGCUCCUGAAGUAUUCACUAAAAAUAUGACUGAAGGACAUGGUAGAGCAGCUGAUAUUUGGUCUGUAGGAUGCGUUGUUGUUGAGAUGGCUUCAGGACAAAGACCUUGGGCAAAUUUCGAUUCAAAUUAUCAGAUAAUGUUUAAAGUGGGCACAGGUCAAAGUCCAGAACCGCCGAUAGAUAUGAUAGACGAAGGGUUAGAUUUCUUGGCAUUGUGUUUCAAACACGACCCAAAACAGAGAGCCACUGCUCAUGAAUUGUUGGCUCACAAUUUUUGUAAAGUUGGAGAUGAUUUAUUGUAGAUAUAUAAAGUACCAAUUGUUAUAGUGAAAGGUUCCUAGAAAAAAUAUUGUUAAAUAUUUUGUGUGGGCUGUUUGUUAUUGUGUCAAAAUUUUACAAUUCUUUUUAUUGAAUUUUUUAAAUUGACUGCUCAUUAAUUAUUUCAAUGUCAAAUUGAAUCUCCUGUCUUAUUGUAUGUUUUUGUACUUUAUAUAAUUAUUAAAUUUGUCCAUAUCAUGCUUUUACUUAUGUUGUAUGAAUUGUAGGGUAUAGAAAUAUUGUGAUAUCAAACUUAUUUUUUAUAAGCAGCCCUAACAGUAAUUGAAAAAUGGAGGAAAAAAAAUUUUACUGUUUCUGUUGCCACAUUUUAUAUGUAUGGAGGACUUUUUAAUGUUAUAUUUUAUAAAUUUUGCAAUUAUUAAAUAUCUUAUUUAAUUUUUUAUAGUGUAGUAUUAGUAAUAGAAAGUCUGAAAACUUGAUAAAAAAUAGAGAACGAUUUUAAUAUUUGCAGAUUAAAUAUAUUAUUUAUAUGACGUUUUUGAAUAUUUUUGAUAAAAUAUUUAAUCUUGAAGAUGUAUGAAAAUAUUGUGAUUGGACUGUUGGUUGCUGUGUAAUUUUUAUUUUAUUGUAAAGUUUUACUGCUGUGUUUAGAAUUGAAUUUAAGGAUUAUGUUACAUGUUAAAAUUAUGUGUUAUGUAUGUAAUUAAUUGUGCACUUUAGUAGAUUCUAGAGGAAUGUGAUAUCGAAAUUGUAUUACUUAAGCAGCUCCCAAUAAACAAAUAUCUACAGA
Molecule: messenger RNA, 4915 nt
Organism: Aethina tumida (small hive beetle)
Lineage: Eukaryota; Metazoa; Arthropoda; Insecta; Coleoptera; Nitidulidae
Gene: Mekk1
Product: mitogen-activated protein kinase kinase kinase 4
Exons: 12
Coding region: 339-4148 (1269 amino acids)
Biological process (GO): MAPK cascade; protein phosphorylation
Molecular function (GO): protein kinase activity; ATP binding
Source: RefSeq, a predicted model, not a curated record